UCUCACAUUCCCUGCCUUGCACUCGUUUGUCCCUCGCCGCGUCCCGUUCGCGCCUGUUCUUUUCCGCGGGGCGGAGAGACUGGUGGGGAGAGCCGGGAGCUGCGGCCGCCGAGGCUGGGUGACCGGUUGUGCGGCUGUCCAGGUGGCGGCGCGGGGUGGGGCAGUCGGAACCAAGAGGAAGGAGGUGCUGGUGCAUGAUGGCGGCGACGACCUACGAGCGGCUGAAGCUACACAUCACACCUGAGAAGUUUUAUGUGGAAGCUUGCGAUGACGGAGCGGAUGACGUGCUCACCAUCGACCGCGUCUCCGCAGAGGUCGUGCUUGCAGUCAAGAAAGAUGUUCCACCCUCAGCUGUCACAAGACCAAUAUUUGGUAUACUGGGCACAAUCCAUCUGGUGGCAGGCAAUUACCUUAUCGUCAUUACCAAAACGAUGAAAGUGGGCGAGUUUUUCAAUCAUGUUAUCUGGAAAGCAACAGAUUUUGAUAUUCUUUCUUAUAAGAAGACAAUGUUGCACUUAACUGAUAUUCAGUUGCAAGAUAAUAAGACAUUCCUGGCGAUGCUCAGCAGCGUCCUGAGCGUGGACGGCUUUUACUUCUCCACAACCUACGACCUGACGCAUACCUUGCAGCGGCUGGCCAACACCAGUCCCGAGUUCCAGGAAAUGAGUCUCCUGGAGAGGGCAGAUCAGCGGUUUGUCUGGAACGGUCAUCUUCUGAGAGAGCUGUCUGCACAGCCGGAGGUCCAUCGAUUUGCUCUCCCGGUGCUGCAUGGCUUUAUUAACAUGCACUCGUGUUCUAUCAAUGGAAAAUACUUCGAUUGGAUUCUCAUCUCCAGGAGGAGCUGUUUCCGAGCUGGGGUGCGCUAUUAUGUCAGAGGAAUUGAUUCUGAAGGCCAUGCAGCCAACUUCGUAGAAACGGAGCAAAUUGUGCACUACGGAGGGAGCAGGGCCUCGUUCGUGCAGACUCGAGGAUCAAUCCCUGUUUUCUGGUCCCAAAGACCAAACCUCAAGUACAAGCCACUGCCACAGAUCAGCAAAGCAGCAAAUCACAUGGACGGCUUCCAGAGGCACUUUGAUUCACAAGUAAUUAUUUAUGGAAAACAAGUCAUAAUCAAUCUGGUGAACCAGAAGGGCUCUGAGAAGCCACUUGAACAGGCAUUCGCAACCAUGGUGUCUUCCUUGGGCAACGGGAUGAUCAGGUACAUCGCCUUCGACUUCCAUAAGGAGUGCAGACAUAUGAGAUGGGAUCGGCUGAGCAUUUUAAUGGAGCAGGUAGCUGAAAUGCAAGAUGAAUUAGGUUAUUUUCUAGUAGACUCUGCCGGCAAGGUGAUGACCAACCAGGAAGGCGUGUUCCGCAGCAACUGCAUGGAUUGUCUUGACAGAACCAACGUGGUCCAGAGCUUGUUAGCACGACGCUCACUUCAGGCCCAGCUUCAGAGACUAGGAGUUUUGCAUGUAGGACAGAAGCUUGAAGAACAAGAUGAAUUUGAGAAGAUUUACAAGAAUGCCUGGGCUGACAAUGCAAAUGCUUGUGCCAAACAGUAUGCGGGAACUGGUGCCUUGAAGACUGACUUUACCAGAACUGGAAAGAGAACCCAGUUGGGCCUUAUCAUGGAUGGCUGGAACUCGCUGAUACGCUACUACAAGAACAACUUCUCUGAUGGAUUUAGACAAGAUUCCAUUGACUUAUUUCUUGGGAACUAUUCAGUGGAUGAAUUGGAAUCGCAUAGUCCUUUAAGUGUUCCAAGGGACUGGAAAUUCCUGGCUCUGCCCAUCAUCAUGGUGGUCGCCUUCUCUAUGUGCAUCAUCUGCUUGCUCAUGGCCGGUGACACUUGGACAGAAACGCUGGCCUAUGUGCUCUUCUGGGGAGUGGCAAGCAUUGGAACAUUUUUUAUUAUUCUUUUCAAUGGCAAAGAUUUUGUUGAUGCUCCUAGAUUGGUCCAAAAAGAAAAGAUAGACUGAAUUUGUGUUUGUGGAAAGCGGCUCAGGUUGGAAGAGGCCGUGCUGCAGAACUGGAGUCUUUACUGACCCGCUUUCCACGUGAGCACAGGUACUGUGAAAGCCUUUCUCCAAAAACACUUGUCCCGCGGAGUGCGGGCGGUGGCACCACGGUGAUCUCAUGUCCUGGCCUUGAUCUCUUCGCUCUUGGAUUGUUGCAGCUACAAUUUGAACUAUACAAUAAUUGAAAUAGAGUCUGAAUUCAACCCACAGAAUGGAAGGAAUCUCCUCAUUGUCUAGUUAAUCAACUGUGGCAGAUAAGUAAUAUAUUUUAAAAACUUAGCUUCUUUCAUUAUUUAAAACAGUAAAAUUAUUUUUCUAGCUCAGUUUCAUUGUUGCCAGAGAAGCAGUGGCUGUGAGCAGGCCUACCAUCCCACACCCUUUGGACGUCCCUACAAGUUUGGCACGGAGCUGACUCCCAUGAUCCUAAGUGUGGGUCUCCUGCCGUCGUCAGCUUGGCGAGCUGGCCUGUGACGCCCUGGGUGGGAGGGAGAGUGGCCCAGGGCUCUCUGUCAGCUCCUGCACUGCCCCUGGGCUUCAGCGAGCUCGCGUGGGACCGAAGAGUUCACAUGUACUUCAGCUUUUGUAAAAAGUCUAAAUGAAAUCAAAGAAUGUAAAGUCUGUCUCCUCUGCUAAAGGUCCAGGCGGCUCGAAGGAUCGCCCCUGUGCGAAUGCCUGUCCCGCCUGCGGCCUCCUCUGUCCCUGCAUGGGCGUCCCUCGCCAGGACACCCAGCCCCCGAGCAGCUCAUGCUGCCUUUGCACGCGCGGCACUGUUGCCUUCCCCUGCCGGGCCUUGCUCAGUACGUGUGGGACUCAGUGCUUCCUGGGCGUGACAGUCUCCAUAUCAAGGACCAACUUCAUGUGCACACCCCCCAAAUGAUGCUUCAGAAGCUGUGCGUAGUUGUAAGUCAGAUUGUAUAUUUAAACUGUAAUUGUGAAGUUUAGAUAUUAGAGCAGUAUGUAAAGUAGUAUAAUUACCACUAUUUUAAAACAACUUGAACACUGCUAUACUAUUUCAGUGUUGGGCUUGAAAUAUGUACAAUUUUUUUCCAAUAGUAAUACCUUAUGUUGUCCUUAAAUAUUUCUAAAAGCGCCUUUAUUUUAACAUUACAUUUUUUUCAGCAUUAUCUUUUGUAAACAUUAAUGAGAGCUGUUGCUUUUAGAAAUGCUGAAGGAAAUAACAUCUGGGAAACCCUGCAUAGCUUUAAAUCAGUCAUUAAACUCAGAAUAGGGUGGGUGAGGAGGCCGCCUAUUCUUACUGUGUAAAUAGCCACCAUUCGUUCCAAAGAUGGAAUGUCCACACGUAGCUCCUGUCUGCUGUAGGCUGAUACCCAAGUGCUACCAGACUUCCCAGCGAGAACUUCACGUCAGCACUCACGGCAGACCAGCUCUGCACUGCUGCCUGCUGGGAAGGGGCGGGCUGAUCUCGGUGUGUGAGGGCAGAGCUGGCAAUAUUUGGGAACUCUCAUGAUUCUAUUUAAUUCAUGUACUGUACCUCCCUAAGUGAAAAUAAAAUGUCAUAUUCUUUUUGAACUGUGGUAUUUUUAUGCUGUACUUUUUCUUGAAAGAUGUUGUGUUUUUUUUUUUCUUAAAGCAGUGUGUGGUGGUUGUAGAAAAAGCCAGGUAACAUAAGUAAACAAACUCACAGGUUCUGGAUACUCUUUCCCAGUUAUGGUCACUUAAAUUCUGUGUAUUUUUUAGUCACUUUUGAGUGACAGAGAAAAGAAUAGGAUAUGAAGCAGCUGUGAGGCAGCAGUGGUGGUUGCCUAGCACUGCGGGAUGGGUGACCCCAGCACUUGGUGGCUGGCAGCAGCCCGCGUGGUGGUCAUUAUCCCACGAUUCUUGUGCCCCAGGGUUUGGGCCUGCUUCAGCGCGGUCCCCCGCUUGGGUGUCUCCAGAAAGUUGCGAUCAAGGUUCAUCUGGAGAGAGUCCGCCUCUGUCACUCUGAUGAUUGGCAGACUUUGGCUCCUCCCCAGGACCAAGGAGCAUGGGUUUCCUGCAGCUGUGGCGCAGAGGCCUUCCCACCGCAUCAGGGCGCGACUCCUGGCUGCCUUCUGAGAGAGCUCGCCCUAGCUUCACCACCCAGCCAUCUUUCUAGCAUUUCCUCCAAUUUAGUCCAUAGACUGUACCCAUAAUAAGCGAUUGUCCAGUCUGAUGACUUGUUCUGAAGGCUGUGAAGCAGGGAUUGUGUGUGUCCUACGGCCCACUCUCAGCCCCAGUGCUGUCUCUGAGACAACAGCCUUCCUCCGUGGAAGGCUGGGUCAGCAGCCUGCUAACCAGCAUUUGUACAGAAUGAAUGUGGUAAUUCUGGGUUGUCAGCUGCGCGUCAGAUUUAUUGAUGGCCCUGUCAGCUCGAUUUUUGUCUAGUGUGACGGUGAGCCUUGUGGUUUCACUCAGCGCUUGCUGCCAUGCUGGUCUCGCGGAGGACAUCGUGCUUGUCUCUGGGCUCGUGAAGUGCUUCUCCAUUGUGCGCUAAGCCUAAAACCUACCAGGUAGCAGUCCCCCAGUUGGAUGCGUCCUGUGUCCUGCCAGUUCUGCGAUCUCACCAGUGCCCUGAAUUGGUGACUUCUGACUUCUGUAAUCCAGCAGCGUGCAUUCUGGAGCUUCUCUGACCACACGCCAGGUGAAGCGUCUUCUCAUCGUUUCUGGCUGUUGCCUGCCUGCCCAUUAGGACCCGUGUCCUCCCUGGCUUGCUGAAAUUCUUUAUGUUCUGGAGACUCAGUCUUCGUUGGUUAUUUGUAGCACAGCUAGCGCCUCCCUGCUGGUAGUGUCUCCUUUCUUGUGGGUGAAUCACGCAGACCCGCUCUGGGUGCUUUACUCACACGUGUGUGCUACCCCUCAUGACCGUGCGGUGUCCUCCCAAGGGCCACCUAUGCACAUGGCUUGGCUUUCCCCUUUAGGUCUUUGUUUCAUCCAAAAGUGCUAAAAGAAAAAACC
This is a messenger RNA of Octodon degus (degu), 4934 nucleotides long. RefSeq names its product SAC1 like phosphatidylinositide phosphatase (gene Sacm1l). Gene Ontology annotation, cellular component: endoplasmic reticulum. The coding region runs from base 195 to 1961 and encodes 588 amino acids. Lineage: Eukaryota; Metazoa; Chordata; Mammalia; Rodentia; Octodontidae. The record is from RefSeq and is a predicted model, not a curated record. Gene Ontology annotation, biological process: phosphatidylinositol dephosphorylation. Gene Ontology annotation, molecular function: phosphatidylinositol-4-phosphate phosphatase activity. The transcript has 20 exons.